This is a messenger RNA of Varanus komodoensis (Komodo dragon), 4408 nucleotides long. RefSeq names its product serine/threonine kinase 11 interacting protein (gene STK11IP). Lineage: Eukaryota; Metazoa; Chordata; Lepidosauria; Squamata; Varanidae. Gene Ontology annotation, biological process: intracellular protein localization. Gene Ontology annotation, cellular component: cytoplasm. The record is from RefSeq and is a predicted model, not a curated record. The transcript is spliced from 25 exons. Gene Ontology annotation, molecular function: protein binding. The coding region runs from base 219 to 3650 and encodes 1143 amino acids.
CUUAAAUGAGAGGCGUUGUACAGUUCUUGUCACUGUCACGCGACUGUGUGCAAGCAAGAUAGCAGUUGAUUUGAGAAGCGUCCGGUUUGGCCUUGGAGUCUGCAUCAGUCUAGCUCGAGAUAGUGGCUCUAAGGUUUUGGCUCUGGUAGGUUGGCAUACAACAUCCAACAGGAAUUGUGGUUGACUGGUCUCUGUUUUAAUGUUUGAGUUUCGAAUUGAUGGCUCCAGCUACUACAAAGGAAAUAAUGCUUCAGAGCUUAGCACAAUUAUUACGGAAUUCUGGAGACUUGAUUCUGGAUGGUACUAGCACCUUGACCUUGUUCACUUCCACACUAGAGAUUCUCACCCAGAUUUUUGAACAGAACCUUUUACCACGAAAUCAGAACCAUGGCUUCAUUGCACUCUCAUCUCACCCUGCUGAAACUUCUGCCAUUCUUCAAGCCCAAUUCCUCUUUGACGUCUUGCAAAAAACUCUCUCAUUGAAGCUUAUUCAUGUUCCUGAUAACUGUUUGCCAGCCACUGUGAAAAUUUCCCCUUUCAAAUCUUUGCGACGUUUAGAGCUGAAGUGUGUUCCUUUACAUUGUCUGCGGGGCCUGCGGUGUGUCUAUUCACAGCUGGAAGCUUUGACGUGUUCCAAAUGUGUGACCUCUCUGAAAGAGAUUCUUUCUGCAUGUGGAGGGGACUUCAGUACUGCACUUCCUUGGCUGGAGUUACAGACAGUCAACUUCAGCUAUAACUCCAUUGCAACCUUAGAUGAUUCACUGCAAUUGUUGAAUGCCCUGAAGGCUCUGGAUCUUAGUCAUAACCUCAUUCAAGACUGUGAGAAUUACCUGACAGUGCUGACUGAGCUGGAAUACUUAAAUGUGGCCUAUAACUUUCUGCCUAAGGUGCCUGAUCUUGGGCUACACAGCCAGGCUAAACUGGUGACUCUGAUCCUCCGGUACAAUCAGCUUGAUAGCAUUCAUGAUGUGGAGCAGCUGACCAGCCUUCAGCAUUUGGAUGUUGCUUAUAACUUGCUCCUGGAGCACACUGUAUUAGCACCACUCUCUUUGCUGCACAACCUGAGAAGACUAAACCUGGAGGGGAAUCCCUUAUGGUUCCAUCAGAACCACCGGCCUGCUGCCAUAAUGCAUUUGUCUCCUAGGGCCAUUGCCUCCAAUUUCCUUCUUGAUGAAGAGCCACUAUCUGCCUCUGACCUUCGGCAUCACGCAAAACUGGACCAAGCUGUUGUUCAGCCACUGUAUGCAGCAGCCUUGGAGAGGGCCACAAUAGACCGCAGUGCCCUGGAAAGUUCUUGUGCUGCAGAUCAAAGUGAAAGCCAGUCUCCUGGAGAGAGCAAAUUGGCCAGACACCUGCAUCGAAGGAGAACUAAGGGGAAAGUUAAAGUGCGCCGGGCCAGCAUUUCAGAGCCCAGUGAUACAGAACAUGAGUCCAGAACGCUACCCCUGUCAGCAGGUAUAGUUCGGCAACACCAGGCGGAGAUGGAGCGCAUGGAUAGUUUCCGGGAUCGUUUUGGUGAACACUGGCUCCAGUAUAGGCGACACCUGGAAGCCAGUGGACAAGCAGGGCCUAUCACUCCCUCUGGCAGCCCCACAGUAGAAUAUCUAAGCAGCUCGGGUGGGACUUCUGAACAUAGCAAGAGCCCAGUACUGGAGCAGAAGACUCUUGAAGAUGCAGAAGGAAAAGAACCAGAACUGCUGCUGACUGAAGUUGGACCGGAAGGUCUCAAGGAAACAGUGGAAACAGAAGAGCUGGUGGCAACUAAUGAAGAUAAAGAUCAGGAGGAAAAACUGGAAGCAGUGGACCUCUGCCAGCCAGUGCUGGUAAGCCAGAUAGAAGAUGAUUGCGACCCAGAUCCAGACUGGAUCUUCCUGAGAAUCACUGCCCAGCAUGUGAUGGAGGUGGAACUGAAAGCAGCUAGGGUCCUGCACAAGCUGGAACUGCAAAGUCUUCAGAAAGUAGAGACUUCAGAUAUGCACUGGAGGAGGAUGGACCUGGAACGUGUGUUUCCUGUUCUUACGCUACAUUUCAGCUACAUCUGCAAGGACCGUCAGAAGCGUCGCUAUGUGAUACUGGAUGACCAGCCUGAACUGCGCGUACAGGACUUGCUCAGUGUGCUGGUACCCACUCUAGAGAAAAACAAAGAGAAGACCAGAGGUCAGGCAGAGGGAGGCCCGAAGCUCCAGUGCCUGAAAUGCAAACAGGAGUUUGCCGGGUGCCCGAUGCUUGGCUGGCAGAGUCCAGGCCCUGCUAAAGAGGCUGCAACUUUCUCUGAGCAAGACACUGCUGCUUCCAGCGAGCCCAUCAUCUGCCCCAGUUGCUCCAGUGACCAUGUGGUGAUCUUGCCGUGUGAGAGAUGUUCCAGCUCACCACUUUUCCCACAGGACUGCCUUGGUGAAAUUCAACAGGAGGCAGAGUCAGGAAAGUUCUAUAUCGGGGAAGACAACAAUUCCGAAAUGGGAACUGGUUCCAGUACCCAAAUUCAAGAGCUCAGCAGCGAACACAGCAGCAUGGCCCAUUCUAGCUCUCAGAGUUCUGAAGGGGCUGAUGCUAGCCGGAAGACUUUGAAUUCCAAGGGUCACUAUUCUUCCCUCAGCCACACAGACACCAAUGCAGGGAGCCUGAUGGGGAGCUAUCAUUACAGCACUUCCCGUGGUCCUACUCCUUCCCAGCUCUCCCUGAGUUCAGAGCAUGAAGAGCACUGGAACCUUAGCCCCCCUGACAACAGUAUAUUGGAUAUGCGGGACUUCUUUUCUGUGGACCAUCGAUUAAAGCUUUAUUUGGAUAUGGAGAUCUUUGGGAAGGCAGAAGAGUUCAAAUGCUUUGUCAAGGUAUCUAUAGUGAAAACUGGCCGGCUUGGGGAGUUCUUGGCACUCAUGGUGGUUUCAGAUGUCCAUCUUCAUGUGUUGGAGAUAAAAGGGGAGAUAAGGGGACAGCCAUCAGAUUGGCUGAAGAAGUGUGACCAUCACUGCCUGUCUGACCUUUCCUGCUUGGAAGUAGGGCUGUGCCAUCAGAGCUUGCAUAUGGCAUUUGUGAAUCCCUGUGCUUCCUAUACCCUGCUGUUUCGCAACCAGAGCCGUUGCAGAAGAUUUCUCCAGUGCCUGACAUAUCUCUCACAGGAAUUGCCAGCCAAAAGCAGAGAAAAGAUCCCAGAUGUUACUGUGGUGGAAAUGAACCCUCAGCAUCCAUUGUGGCCCUUGAUUGACAAGGACCUAGCAAGAGAAGCUGCAUGUGGCUCAACCAGACCCUUCUUCUACUUGUUGGCAUAUCUCAUCCAAGGGACUUCUGCCUUGCCUGUGACCUUGCUCAGCACCCGUAGUAACAUAUUGCUGGUGGAGGAAGAUUACCACUGCCAAAAAGGGGCAUCCUGCUCUAACUCAGACAGUGGUGUUGAGAAGGAGUCUAGCAACUACUUCCAGCUGAAAGAGAAUGAGCCAAUCAGUAGCAUCAUUGGUGUUAUACUUUACCGUUUUUCCCCUUCUGAUGUGAAGCUGCAGCUGUAUGAUGAGGUUCUAAAGGUAGAGAGCACUUGGCAUCUGCGAACAGAGUGUCCAGACCUGCUGGUUGAGCUGGUGGAGUGGCUGCGUGUUCCUUGGGAAGAGAUGUUCUCAAUUGCUCUCCGUAAGACGGUGCUUGAGGUGUUGGAGUGAGUGAAGGAAAAACUGACUGAAGUGCUUCUGUCCCUGUUGGAAUGGGAAGAAAGGGUUCGAGCCACAUCCUUGUCUCUGAUGCACGUCACCGAUUUUGAAUGUUGCUGCUGUUGGAAGUUCCAGCAACAUCUAAUACCUGCAACUGGAUAGUUCGCAUCUAUCCUUGGUUUUUGACAGCAUGAACUCAAGGCCUCCCAAGCGGCUUUGUAGGUCACUUCUUGGAGGGAAGGAGAGGCAAGCCUGCCACCCAUUCCUUCCUGUUGGACUGGAGGAGGUCUGGAGUGGCCCCAAGGCUAAUCCUAGAAUGUCUGCAACAGUUACAAUGUGCACUCGUCACUUUCUUUUAGGUGUCCACUGCUGGAGACGCUAAAGCAGGCCGUGUGGGGGGGGGGGGGUCAGUCAGUUUGGAUGGUGCACGUUGCUGGGCUGUGCUGAUUCAGAUAUAGGGACCUGUUGCUCUCACUGCAGCCUAGAAUGUUCUGGACUUCCUUGUUCAGUGACGUAGGCUCACAUUCCAGAUUGUUCCAGAAUAUAUGCCGGAAUUUGUGUCCCUGUGCUGGCAGAACUGUUUCUAGGGAUAAGUUGACUACUUGGGCAGGGGUUUAAGAACUUUCAUACACUUUCCCUGUGGAUGUGGAGGUUCUUGAGCACUCAGGGUAUGAGUCACUGGAAGCCAUAGCCUUCCUUGGGCAAGAUAAACAAUGGUCAUUUUUAAUUGAGACUUUUCUGGUGUUUAAUAAAAAUGUUCUUUUAAUUAA